GAGAUGACCUCCAAAAGGAAGCUGAUCGGCCGCCUGGUGCCGUGCCGGUGUUUCCGCGGGGAGGAGGAGAUCGUCUCCGUGCUGGAUUAUUCCCACUGUGGCCUGCAGCAGGUGCCAAAGGAGGUUUUCAACUUCGAGCGGACCCUGGAGGAGCUUUACCUCGAUGCCAACCAGAUCGAGGAGCUUCCCAAGCAACUGUUCAACUGCCAGGCCCUGCGGAAGCUGAGCAUUCCCGACAACGACCUCUCCAGCCUCCCCACCUCCAUCGCCAGCCUGGUCAACCUCCGCGAGCUCGACAUCAGCAAGAACGGAAUCCAAGAUUUCCCAGAAAACAUUAAGUGUUGCAAGUGUUUAACGAUAAUCGAAGCCAGCGUCAAUCCCGUGUCCAAGCUGCCAGAUGGCUUCACACAACUUCUAAAUUUGACCCAGCUCUAUCUAAAUGAUGCCUUUUUGGAGUUUCUUCCAGCUAACUUUGGAAGACUUGUUAAAUUGCGAAUUUUGGAGUUAAGAGAAAACCACUUGAAAACUCUACCAAAGUCAAUGCACAAACUGACUCAGCUGGAGAGGCUCGAUCUGGGCAAUAAUGAGUUCUCUGAGCUGCCUGAGGUUCUUGAACAAAUCCAGAAUCUGAAGGAGUUGUGGAUGGACAAUAAUUCCUUGCAAGUGCUACCUGGGUCUAUAGGGAAGUUAAAACAGCUCGUGUACCUGGAUGUGUCCAAAAACAGGAUCGAGACAGUGGACCUGGACAUCUCGGGCUGUGAGGGGCUCGAGGAUCUGCUCCUCUCAUCCAACAUGCUGCAGCAGCUGCCAGAUUCCAUAGGAUUGUUGAAGAGACUGACAACUCUGAAAGUGGAUGACAACCAGCUCACGAUCCUGCCCAAUGCCAUUGGAAACUUGUCCCUGCUGGAGGAAUUCGACUGCAGCUGCAACGAGCUGGAGUCUCUGCCCUCCACCAUCGGGUACCUGCACAACCUGCGCACCCUGGCCGUGGAUGAGAACUUCCUCCCGGAGCUGCCCAGAGAAAUUGGGAGCUGUAAGAACGUGACUGUGAUGUCCCUGCGCUCCAACAAACUGGAAUUUCUUCCUGAUGAGAUUGGCCAGAUGCAGAAGCUGAGGGUGUUAAAUCUGAGUGAUAACAGGCUGAAGAAUUUGCCCUUCACUUUCACCAAACUCAAGGAGCUGGCAGCCCUGUGGCUUUCUGACAACCAGUCCAAGGCUCUGAUCCCGCUGCAGACGGAGGCGCAUCCCGAGACCAAGCAGCGAGUGCUCACCAACUACAUGUUCCCCCAGCAGCCCCGCAGCGACGAAGAUUUCCAGUCAGACAGCGACAGCUUUAACCCCACUCUAUGGGAGGAGCAGAGGCAGCAGAGAAUGACUGUGGCCUUUGAAUUCGAGGACAAGAAGGAAGAGGAGGAAAAUCCAGGGAAAGUCAAGAGCACCCAAGGCAGAUCGAGCAAACCACGAGGGAAGUGCCCUCGGCCCAGCACCGUAACCAGGCCCUGCCUUCAUUCUGUAUUUCUGCUUCCAUUGCGAAUUUUAACUCACCCUUCUGUGACUGUUCAGGUUGAGAUAAACCUCAAGCGUUACCCCACUCCAUACCCCGAGGAUUUAAAGAACAUGGUGAAAUCUGUGCAAAACCUGGUGAGCAAACCCAGCCUGGGAGUGCGGCCCGAGAACUCGGCCCCGGCUGCCAACAGUGACCCCACGGGGAAGGACAAGUACGAGCACAAGUGGCCCCUGACCCCCAAGGAGAUCUCAGUGGAGGAUGCCUUUGGACAUCCUGGCAGUGAGAUGAGGAUAGGGGAGCUCCGUCCUUCCAUCCCCGAGACGCCGCUCUACCCCCCGAAACUCAUCCUGCUGGGUAAAGACAAGAAAGAGUCGACAGAUGAGUCUGAAGCAGAUAAGAUCCAUUGUCUGAAUAACAGCGUUUCCUCAGGCACUUACUCAGACUAUUCCCCUUCCCAGGCUUCCUCAGGGUCCUCCAACGCGCACGUAAAAAUGGGCUCCCUGCAGACCACGGCUAAAGAAGCAGUGAAUAACUCUUUGUGGGGGAACAGGCUGGCCCAGUCGUUCCCACAGCCCCUGGAGACCAAGCCAUUGCUGAGCCAGCGGGAAGCGGCUCCGGCCGGGAACGUCCCGGCGCGCCCGGAGCGGCGCCCGCUGAGCGACGCCUUCGCCGACAGCUGGAACGACGGCUCCCACUACGACAACACGGGGUUCGUGGCCGAGGAGAGCGCGGCAGAGAACGCCAGCACCAACCCCCUGCUGAGCACCAAAUCCAGGAGCUCCUCCGCGCACGGGCGCCGGCCGCUGAUCCGGCAGGACAGGAUUGUGGGGAUCCCCCUGGAGCUGGAGCAGCCCGCGCUCAGAAACACACACGACUCUGAAGUGCCUCCUCCCAAUCCUUGGCAAAAUUGGACCAGAACCCCCAGUCCUUUUGAAGACAGGACAGCUUUUCCUUCCAAACUGGAAAGCACCCCCAACACCAGCCCUUUGCCCGAGCGGAAAGAUCACGUCAAGGAGUCUCCCGAAAUGACGAGCACUUUCACUCCAGGAAUUCCGUGGGAAUAUCACGACUCCAACGCUAACAGGAGCCUCACAAACGUCUUUUCUCACAUGCACUGUCGCCCGGACCCUUCCAAAAACGUCAUCUCCAUCAGCAAGAGCACGGAGCGGCUCUCCCCGAUGAUGAGGGAUUUAAAAACGAACAAGUUUAAGAAGUCACAGAGCAUCGACGAGAUCGACAUCGGUGCGUACAAGGUCUACAACAUCCCCCUGGAAAACUAUGCAUCCGGGAACGACACCGUGGGCCCCCACGAGAGGGUGGACAAGCUGCUGGGCCCGGAGCACGGCGUGCUGAGCAUGUCCCGCAGCCAGUCCGUGCCCAUGCUGGACGACGAGCUGCUGACCUACGGCAGCGUCAAGGUGCAGCCGCAGCACAAGGCGUCGGUCACCAAGAAAGUCUAUCAGUUCGACCAAAGCUUCAACCCCCAGGGCGCCGUGGAGCUGCCGGCCGACAAGCGGCUCCUGCCGCCCUUCCAGCUCAACGCCGAGUACCUGCCCCAGCCGGCCAAGAGCCUGCCCCAGGAGCUGGUGAGCCCGCGGGGCUACCGUGGCUAUGCACCCGUGGAGCCCAUGUUCUCCUUCUCGCAGCCCUCGGUCGGCGAGGAGCCGCCGGCCGCCCCCUUCCCUGGCCCGGCCGCGCGGCCCGGCUUCCUGCGCAGGGCGGAUUCGCUGGUCAGCUCGGCGGAGAUGUCGGUGUUCCGCAGGGUGGGCGAGCCCCAGGAGCUGCCCCCGGCGGACAGGUACGGCCGGGCCCCGUUCCGCGGCGCCCCGGAGCGCCAGGGCAGCAUGGCCGUGCCCGAGGCCCAGUUCCUCAAGCGCAACGGGCGCUACGAAGACGAGCACCCUUCCUACCAGGAGGUGAAAGCCCAGACUGGGAGCUUCCCAGUUAAAAACCUCACGCAAAGGAGGCCCCUGUCAGCACGAAGCUACAGCACAGAGAGCUACGGCACGGCCCAAACGCGGCCGGUCUCAGCGAGGCCCACCAUGGCAGCUCUGCUGGAAAAGAUUCCGUCAGACUAUAACUUGGGUAACUAUGGCGACAAGCCUUCCGAUAGCAGUGAUAUAAAGCCGAGGCCUCCCCCUGGGAAGGGAAAUGAGAGCUGUGCUAAAAUGCCCGCUGACUGGAGACAACAGCUACUUAGACAUAUAGAAGCUAGAAGGUUAGACAGGAGCGCUGCUUACAAACACCACACAGUUAGCCUUGGCAUGCUGCACUCUGGAGGGGUUUCAGCCAUGCAUGCCGGCCGAAGCAUGACUUUAAACUUGCAGCCUAAAUCUAAAUUUGAAAACCAAAUGCUUCAAGAGCUACCUCUACCGAAAACCCCGUCGCAGCAGAGCAGCCUCCUGGACAACGGGCAGGACGAGGUGGCCGUGGGCAGCCCCUGGACCCCGUACCCGCUGGGCCGGCGGGACGUGCCCCCCGACACCGUCACCAAGAAGGCAGGUAGCCACAUCCAGACGCUGAUGGGAUCGCAGAGCCUGCAGCACCGGAGCCGGGAGCAGCAGUACGAGGGCAGCAUGAACAAGGUCACCAUCCAGCAGUACCAGCCGCCCCUGCCCAUCCAGAUCCCGUCAUCCCAGAGCUCCCGGGCCCCCCAGCCCCAGCGGUGCCUCAUCCAGACCAAGGGCCAGCGCAGCACGGACGCCUACCAGGAGCAGUUUUGUGUGAGGAUAGAGAAGAAUCCUGGCCUUGGGUUUAGUAUCAGUGGUGGAAUAAGUGGACAAGGAAAUCCAUUCAAACCUUCUGAUAAGGGUAUCUUUGUUACUAGGGUUCAGCCUGACGGCCCUGCCUCCAGCCUGCUCCAGCCCGGAGACAAAAUCCUCCAGGCCAAUGGACACAGCUUUGUACACCUGGAACACGAGAAGGCUGUGCUCCUACUGAAGAGUUUCCAGAACACAGUAGACUUAGUUAUCCAACGUGAGCUUACUGUCUAAAUAUUUUUUUAUAAAUAGUAAAUAUGUCUAGCCAGAUCUAAUGCUCAAACAGAUUUAUACAUAGGAAACCAAUUUUUUGCCAAUUGCUGGACCAAUGGCAAACAGUAGUGCCAAAUGUAUAAUACUCUAUGUUAGUACCAAUCAUCGGGAGAAAAUAUAAGAAUUAACUCUAUAAAUAUAUUGUUCAUGUGG
Molecule: messenger RNA, 4692 nt
Organism: Pseudopodoces humilis (Tibetan ground-tit)
Lineage: Eukaryota; Metazoa; Chordata; Aves; Passeriformes; Paridae
Source: RefSeq, a predicted model, not a curated record